Galeopterus variegatus (Sunda flying lemur) is the source of this 573-nucleotide messenger RNA. Its product is annotated as calcium-activated chloride channel regulator 1-like. NCBI's taxonomy places the organism in Eukaryota, Metazoa, Chordata, Mammalia, Dermoptera, Cynocephalidae. The record is from RefSeq and is a predicted model, not a curated record. The transcript has 4 exons. The annotation marks the transcript as partial.
GACAUGGUGACCCAGGCAUCUCCAUACCUGUUUGAAGCUACAGGAAAAAGAUUUUAUUUCAAAAAUGUUGCCAUUCUGAUUCCUGAAAAGUGGAAAACAAAACCUAACUAUUUGAGACCAAAACUUGAGACCUACAAAAAUGCAGAUGUUCUGGUUGCUGAACCUAAUUCUCUGGGUAAUGAUGAACCCUAUACCGAGCAGAUAGGAAAGUGUGGAGAAAAGGGUGAAAGGAUUCAUUUCACUCCUGACUUUUUAGCAGGAAAAAAGUUGCCUCAAUAUGGACCACAAGGUAGGGUAUUUGUCCAUGAAUGGGCUCAUCUACGAUGGGGAGUAUUUGAUGAGUACAAUUAUAACCAGAAAUUCUACCUAUCCAGUGGAAAAAUCAAAGCAGUAAAGUAUGUAUAUUUUGAUAUAACUUUUCCAAAAGCACUAAGAGCAUCGCUGCCUCCUGGAGCCAUGCACACUCCUACAGAUUCCUUAGGCUUGUGCACCCUGCACCACAUAGACCACAGCCCAGGGCACUUCCCUGGUGUGAUCACAUUCUGGUUUGACCUUUCAAAUCUCAGCCAAUGA